AUCUGGAUUACUAUCCUUUCUUCUCGUGAACAAUUUCUCCAUUCUUUUGAUUUUGUUGGGGAUUGGGUAUCUAGAGUAUCUGGGUUUUGGAGAAUUUUUGUCUGGCUUUAAUUGGCAUAGGAUGUGGGAAUUUUAAAAAAUUUCAAUUAAUUUUCAGAUUAUUCCCUUUUGUCUCCCUUGGGUUAUUACCGUUUAGUGGAGGGAUUAGGUCGCUUUUCUGCAGUCUUGAUUUUUCUUUUUGUUUUUUAGGUAGAAAAUAUAAGUAGUUGGUGGUGAGUAGUAAGUCAGGGUCUGGGGCUGCUGCUAAAGGUCAAGUUUUUGGUUUUUUUUGGGGGGUGGGUGGUCCUUGUUUGCUUAUUUGUCAGUAUUUAAAAAUGAUUCAAUAUUGUGAGUGGUAAUUAGGAUCGACAUGUUUUGAGAUUUAUUGGAUCGAAUUAUUUCCCCCCCUCCUUUGUUUUCCCCGCUGCUUUGAUCUUCCUGGCUCGUUUUUGUUUACUAUUUUGUGGUUGCUUGGCCGAUAUUUGAGGGUUUUGAAACUCGAACUGGGAUUUGGAUAUUAGGGUUCUUCUUGUCUUGGUUUAAAUCACUGGGCGUGAAAGGUUUUGUAGCAAGUUUCUUACUUAGAAUUUAAGGGAAAAUUUUGAAAUUAUAAUAGAUUUUUUUUUUUUUUCAUAUCUUUAAUUCACUGAUUGGGAUGUUAGCUUUGCUGGGUGUUUGUACGAAUUUGAUUCGGAUAACAGAGAAUUUCUUUUCAAAUUUUCUGUCAAUCUGGUCGUUCUAGGAUGAAGGACUAUUUGUAAUUGGAUUGGAUUGGAUUUCGUCAGUUUGGUUGCAGUUGAUAAAGGUUCCUUCUUUUUUUCUCCUUUGAAAGUUGUUCUCUGGUAAUUGUGAUUUUUCUUUGUGCUUUGUUUCUUUCUUUUUUUCGGUUUCUUAUAUUUCAGUUAGAAUUCGUAACGGUGGAUUUGAGGAUCAUGGGUGAAGAUGGAAGGGUUGAGACAGCUGACAAGGUCAAGGUUCAGGAGGGGGGCCUAGGUUCGAAAGUAACUGGUGUUGGAAAUAUUAGUAGCAAAGAUGUAUUUUUCAGAGCUGACAAGAUAGAUUUGAAGAGCUUGGAUUUACAGUUGGAGAAGCACCUUAGCAGGGUGUGGUCGAGGGACAAGCGGGCGCCGAAGCCACAGGAGGAGUGGGAGAUUGAUUUAUCUAAAUUGGACUUAAGAUAUGUUGUUGCUCGUGGGACUUAUGGUACUGUCUACCGAGGCAUCUAUGAUGGUCUGGAUGUUGCUGUGAAGAUAUUGGAUUGGGGAGUGGAUGAUAUUGCAACAACAACUGAAAUCGCUAGUCUCCGAGCAACAUUUCUACAAGAGAUUGCUGUGUGGCAUAAGCUUGAUCAUCAAAAUGUUACAAAGUUUGUUGGAGCUUCAAUGGGAACUUCGAAUCUUAAGAUUCCUUCAAAGAAUUCUUCAAACGAUGGUCAUAAUUCUCUUCCUUCCAGAGCAUGUUGUGUUGUCGUGGAGUAUCUUCCAGGAGGCAAUCUAAAGCAAUUUUUAAUAAGAAAUAGGCGAAAGAAACUUGCCUUUAAAAUUGUGAUCCAAAUUGCUUUGGACCUCUCUAGGGGUUUGAGCUAUCUACAUUCUCAGAAGAUUGUACAUCGGGAUGUUAAGACUGAAAAUAUGUUGCUAGAUGCUCAGAGAAAUCUAAAAAUCGCUGAUUUUGGUGUUGCUCGUGUUGAAGCUCAAAAUCCAAGGGACAUGACUGGUGAAACAGGUACCCUUGGGUAUAUGGCCCCAGAGGUACUCGAUGGUAAACCUUACAAUAGAAGAUGUGAUGUCUAUAGCUUUGGCAUAUGCUUAUGGGAAAUAUAUUGCUGUGAUAUGCCAUAUGCUGAUCUUAGUUUUACUGAAGUCUCAUCUGCAGUAGUUCGACAGAAUUUACGACCAGAAAUCCCUAGAUGUUGCCCAAGUUCAUUUGCAAAUAUCAUGCGAAAAUGCUGGGAUGGAAAUGCAGAAAAACGUCCGGACAUGAACGAAGUGGUGAGGUUGUUAGAAGCCAUUGAUACAAGUAAGGGAGGAGGCAUGAUACCUGAAGAUCAAGCUCAUGGUUGUUUCUGUUUCAGCAGUGCUCGUGGUCCCUGAGUCUCCUCUUUGCAUCCUUUUUAUGUAUGCUGGUAAGUUAGCAAUGGGGCAAUGGAGCAGUUCUCUUGAUGGCUGGCAAUGACACGUAGAAGAUAUUCAAAAAUUUAAAUUGCUAGCUUGCCAAAUAGGUUCUCAUUGUGUACAUAGUAUAAAAUCAUCUAGGCAGUGAACAAAUGAUCUUUGAAAAGGUUUACAAGUCUGUAGUCUAUAAGUGUUCUAAAAAAAAAGUAUAUAUAUAUAUAUUAGGGAAAAAAGUAUGAAAUUAAUAUAUAAUUAAAUGAAACUUGAGUUAUGCAUUUUUUUUUUUUUUGUUAUUAUAUGGAUAAGAACAGAGUUUGAUUAGUUUUGUGUUCUACCUCUUGCAAUGCCCUAAAAGGUGUUGAG
Molecule: messenger RNA, 2516 nt
Organism: Macadamia integrifolia
Lineage: Eukaryota; Viridiplantae; Streptophyta; Magnoliopsida; Proteales; Proteaceae
Product: serine/threonine-protein kinase STY13
Exons: 6
Coding region: 972-2132 (386 amino acids)
Biological process (GO): protein phosphorylation
Cellular component (GO): plasma membrane
Molecular function (GO): protein kinase activity; ATP binding
Source: RefSeq, a predicted model, not a curated record